AUGCAGUGUAAACUCUGCACUCACUCGGAAUAUCCCCGUACUUACUGCAAAGUGUACAAACCAGACUUGUCAGAACCAUUUGUGUGUCCACAUCUAAAUAGGCAGUCAGUCAUAUCUGAUCUCAAGACAGGUGCCCGAAAAUCACCCUUCACAAAUCGAUGUACUGCGAAAUUUUCUGAUGUACGCACUAUGAAGGACUUAUUUGAAAAAGGUCUACAGAUUUCACGUUUUCAGCCUUGUUUGGGAAGACGCUAUAGUUUUGACGAGUCUUACGCGUGGUUGCAGUAUAUAGAAGUUGAUGAUAAAAUACAGGCUUUCGGAUCGGCCCUGGUGAAAGUUGCUGGUCAUAUUCCGUGGGGCGACAAUUGUGUUGGUAUUUAUGGGCGUAAUUCACCUGAGUGGUUUAUCACUCAACACGCUUGCGCGGCGUAUGGCUUUCCCAUUGUUCCAAUUUAUCCAACUUUGGGCGAUGAAGCAAUGCAACAUAUUCUUAAACAAAGCGAGAUUCGAGUUGUCAUGUGUGACUCAGGAAGGGAGGCGUGUCAUAUCCUAGGACAGUUCUCUUCUUUGAUAAAUGUUGUUAUAAUUGCACACGAUGGUCCCAAGGUUGCAGAAGCCAAGGUUCGUUUUUCGGCCAAUGUCAGUGUCUACUUGUUUGAUGAAUUCUUGAAGGUUGGAUCGAAGUAUCGUAUUCCCAAAAUGAAUCCGAAACCCGAUGACUUAUACAUGAUAUGCUAUACUAGUGGAAGUACUGGUUUACCAAAGGGUGUGUUAAUUGAGCAUCAGCAAGUUGUUGAAGCUGUAUUUGCUAUUAUUGAAAAUACUGAAGAAAAAUGCUGUAACAAGUUUUCAACGCAUCUAUCAUAUUUACCAUUCGCUCAUAUUAUGGAACAAGUAAAUUCUUCUGUUGUGCUUAUCGAAGGUGCUAAAAUGGGAUUCUUGACAGAUACCGUUGAUGGACUAGUAGCUGACUGCGCAGCUCUGAAACCAACUAUGUUAACAGCUGUUCCUCGUGUCUUAUCACGCAUAUAUUCGAAAUAUCAAAAAGCUAUUGAUGGAUCAGCCUUGAAAACUCGUUUGUUAAACCAUGUGCUUAAGCAAAAGCUUGGUGAACAGAGACGAGGGAAAUUUAACCAUCAAAGUCUUUUGGAUACACUUUGCUUUAAAAAGCUUCGCCAGGCUCUUGGUGGACAGGUUUGUGGCAUAAUAACUGGUGGUGCACCACUCUUACCUGAAAUUCAUGAUUUUAUACGCGCGGUGUUUAACGGCCUCAUCAUUGAAGAGGUGAAAUUGGCUGAUGUACCCGAUUUGGGUCUUGUUGCACAAAGAGACAAUAGAGGAGAGAUUUGUGUUAAAGGUAGGGUAUGUACGAAAGGUUAUUACAAAGAUCCUCAAAGGACAGCUGAAUUAAUUGAUGCAGAUGGCUGGCUACAUACAGGUGAUAUUGGAGAAUGGAGUCCAGAAGGUGCACUGAAGUUGGUUGACCGUGUUAAAAGUAUUUUCAAACUGGCUCAAGGUGAAUACGUAGCUCCAGAAAAACUUGAAACAAUCUAUCAAACCUGUAACCUUGUCAAUCAAAUUCUUGUUGAUGCGAAUUCAAAUUCCAGUUUUCUUGUUGCCAUAGUAGUGCCAGAUUUCGAUGAAUUGCGUGAAUUUCUUAGUAAAAGUGAACCUGUGAAAGGAUUUGAAAAAUUGAAAAAGAUUCAUCUAACUCAUGAAGCGUUCACAAUCGAGAAUAGCUUGCUUACUCCGACAAUGAAAAUUUCCCGAAAUAAAGCUAGGAAGGUGUAUUCUGAAAUUAUAAACAAGUUAUGUGAAGAAGCCGUGUCUGAGGAAAAUCACAAAUAA
Molecule: messenger RNA, 1848 nt
Organism: Trichobilharzia regenti
Lineage: Eukaryota; Metazoa; Platyhelminthes; Trematoda; Strigeidida; Schistosomatidae
Source: the annotation of a GenBank genome assembly